Pezoporus flaviventris is the source of this 1570-nucleotide messenger RNA. RefSeq names its product G protein subunit alpha i2 (gene GNAI2). NCBI's taxonomy places the organism in Eukaryota, Metazoa, Chordata, Aves, Psittaciformes, Psittacidae. Gene Ontology annotation, molecular function: G-protein beta/gamma-subunit complex binding; GTPase activity; G protein-coupled receptor binding. Bases 70 to 1137 code for a protein of 355 amino acids. The transcript is spliced from 9 exons. Gene Ontology annotation, biological process: gamma-aminobutyric acid signaling pathway; adenylate cyclase-modulating G protein-coupled receptor signaling pathway. The record is from RefSeq and is a predicted model, not a curated record. Gene Ontology annotation, cellular component: heterotrimeric G-protein complex.
CGUCCUGGCCCCGCCCCGCGGCGGCGCGCAGGCCAGACCGGGGGCGCGCAGGCAGCCGCGGCCGCCGCCAUGGGCUGCACCGUGAGCGCCGAGGACAAGGCGGCCGCCGAGCGAUCCCGCAUGAUCGACAAGAACCUGCGGGAGGACGGCGAGAAGGCGGCGCGGGAGGUGAAGCUGCUGCUGCUGGGUGCUGGCGAGUCUGGGAAGAGCACCAUCGUCAAACAGAUGAAAAUCAUCCAUGAGGAUGGCUACUCUGAGGAGGAGUGCCGGCAGUACAAAGCUGUGGUCUACAGCAACACCAUCCAGUCCAUCAUGGCUAUCAUCAAGGCGAUGGGGAACCUGCAGAUUGACUUUGGAGACUCCUCCAGAGCGGAUGAUGCUCGGCAGCUGUUUGCACUCUCCUGCACCGCUGAGGAGCAGGGCAUCAUGCCAGAAGACCUGGCCAGUGUGAUCCGGAGGCUGUGGGCUGACAACGGAGUCCAGGCUUGUUUUAACCGCUCCCGAGAGUACCAGCUGAAUGACUCUGCUGCCUACUACCUGAAUGACCUGGAGCGGAUAGCCCGUGUUGACUACAUCCCCACCCAGCAGGAUGUGCUGCGCACCAGGGUGAAGACCACCGGCAUCGUGGAGACCCACUUCACCUUCAAGGAUCUGCACUUCAAGAUGUUCGAUGUGGGGGGCCAGCGCUCGGAACGGAAGAAGUGGAUCCACUGCUUUGAGGGGGUGACAGCCAUCAUUUUCUGCGUGGCCCUGAGUGCCUAUGACCUGGUGCUGGCUGAAGACGAGGAGAUGAACCGGAUGCACGAGAGCAUGAAGCUGUUUGACAGCAUCUGCAACAAUAAGUGGUUCACGGACACAUCCAUCAUCCUCUUCCUCAACAAGAAAGACCUCUUUGAGGAGAAGAUCAUGCACAGCCCCCUCACCAUCUGCUUCCCUGAGUACACAGGGGCCAACAAGUACGACGAGGCGGCCAGCUACAUCCAGAGCAAGUUUGAGGACCUGAACAAGCGGAAGGACACCAAGGAGAUCUACACCCACUUCACUUGUGCCACCGACACCAAGAACGUGCAGUUUGUCUUUGAUGCCGUCACUGACGUCAUCAUCAAAAACAACCUGAAGGACUGCGGGCUCUUCUGAGCGCCGGUGCUGCCUAGGACCCCUGGGCCCGCCGCUGAAGGAAGGACCAUGCCGCCCCCCACUCCUGCUUCUCUUCGGAUUCAUCCCUCUGCCCCCACCCCACAAAGAGACUUUUGGGUGCCAGCGCAGUGGCAGGGCCUGUGUCCCCCCUGCUGCCUGUGUUUGUCCCCCACCACCUUCCUCCUCCUUGCCGGCAUCACCCUUCCCGGGGUAAACGAGGUUUUAAUCUUGGUUUUUAAGCCCUGAACCCUCCCACCCCUCUGUCCAUGCCCUCCGUGCCCCCUGUUGAUGUGUUCCGAGCCCUGGCGCUCUCUCUGUUUACAUUGCAAGUGUUGCUGGCAUGGGGAGGGGACACGGGGGUCACCUCACGGAUGCCCACCCGGCCAAAAACACGAUGAUGACAUUCCUUUGGGUAGACCAGAAAAGAAAGGCA